ACUGAUUUUCAGUAUGAAAUUUGUGUAGUUUGUAGUUAUCAUGUUUCCUCACAUUGUCGCUUUUUCUACAACAAAUUGUUGCUUAAUUCUUUAACACAAAUGGAGUUAAAGUCACUGUCAUUUGUUAGACUUUGGGGCAGACAGAUAUGUUUUUAAAUACAUUUUCACAUUUGUCAGACUUAUUUUGUGUGUUGUAUUCCCUGCUUUAAUUGGCAUUGGAUGACACGCAAUUAGUAACAUGCGUUGUUUUCCUGAUUAGUUGGUAUUUGGUGACUCAACAGGUACAAGAUGCAGCAAAUUAAAUUGAUUUGUAAAUUAUCCCACAUGUCCUGAUUCAGUGGUUUAGGUUUGAUCACUAAUUGUUCGUUAAAUUGACUUAAAUGCUCCUUUAACUUUUUUAUUGUGUAGCUUAUCUGAAGUGUUGUGCCAUUAUGUAUCAGAAUUCUUGUGGCAAUGUUGUGUUGGGCCUGUAGGUGGCGACUCUGUGAUGUAUCCGGCAGCUGAACUUCUCCUGUCAGACGAAGAAGAGAAGGAGCCAAUCAGAUGAAGAGUAGAGCAGACUUGCCCAGACUUGUUCACGCAUUACACGUGCUGUUCCAGAGGAAAUGACUUCAAGGCCAGUUUCAUUGAUUGAUGAUGGCAGAGGAAUCAAAAAAGAAUAAAGCUUCCUCAUGGGGGCUUCUCAACAACUACCAAUAUUUGUGCAGAAAAGCCACGAUGCUUAAUGCCAUGGAGAACACAAGAGCAAAGAAGAAAUGUCAUCAGAAGAUAAUAAUUGCCGGCGUGAAGAGGAAACGAACAGACAACCACUACAAACCACUGGAUACAAUUAAACUGGUCAAAAAAACUAAAUUGAGCAAUACACUGCAGGAAAGUCAAAACACUUUGAGCUCUGAGGACAAAAGCACAGAUGCGUCUAAACCUGGAGACUCUGUGUUUGUGCCUAAAGCCUGUGAUCACCACAGUCUAGUCACAGCCUUAAGAGACAGUUGGGAGGUGGACAGCGGCUUCUCCUCUGAGGCCAGUCCUCCAGCCAGUGGUCGGAGUUCACCGUGCCUCAGCUUGUGCUCGACCAUGGUGGUGGCUUUAGAUUGUGAGAUGGUGGGGACUGGGCCUGGCGGGCGCUGCAGUGAGCUGGCCCGCUGCAGCAUCCUGGACUAUCAUGGUAAUGUCCUGUAUGAUAAAUACGUCCAACCGUGUCAGCCUGUCACAGACUACAGGACCCGCUGGAGUGGCAUCCGGAGUUAUCAUCUGCACAAUGCCCAACCCUUCGCUCAGGCCAGGGAGGAGAUCCUCAGUAUACUUGAGGGCAAAGUGGUCGUGGGCCACUCUGUCUACAACGACUUUGAGGCACUGGACAUACUCCAUCCAUGUCACAUGGUCAGAGACACCUGCACAACGCGUCUCCUCAGCCGUUUGGCCGGCUUCCCUCGAGAGCGCUGCCCUUCCCUCAAAAUCUUGGCCAGUAAGCUGCUGAACAGGAGGAUACAGGUCGGGAAGAGAGGUCACUGUUCGGUGGAGGACGCUCAGGCUGCCCUCGACCUCUACAAGCUGGUGGAGGGUGAGUGGGAACAGGAACUGCAGAACAAGCUGAGGGACGACAGCGCUCCACACAAGCCCAGCUUUGCCUCCUCAAACCACUACAUGCAGGAUGAGUACUGGCCCGAUGAUGUCACAGCUGACAGCCAAUGAGAGGAAAGUAUUCAUGAGACAUUUACUGGGAAACGCCUCAAAAAGUCCCUGUUGGAUGGUGAUGUUCUUAGUCAUCAGAGCAGAUUCAGAUAACUACGAAUAAUGUGAAUGAAAGAUAAUAGCAUUUAAGCCUGAGGAACCAAACCUAAACUAAAACUCUUCAUUGUCUCAUGAGAAGAUGUACUGGGGAAAAUGCAUUUACUGCUUGAAUGAAAGCACUUGUUAACUUAUUACUUUUAAACAUGUUAAACAUGAUUGAUGUUCCUAACGGCAUAUUUUUGCUGUGGUUCCAGAUAUUUGCUUGCUGAGUUGAUGGUAAUCAAGUCAGUUGUCACAGAUUUGAUUAUGUUUAUAGCAUGAAAAGUGUUGGGUCUCUAUUAGGUUCUAACUUGUGUGCAGAGUGUGGAGUUUUCUAACAGUCUGUGCUCUUACUUGAAUGUUUAAAUGUAACUGUUAAUGGGACAUAAGACUAAUACUAGGUCACAGAUACAGCUGUUUUGGAAAACAACUGUAUUUUUCAUUUGAAAAACCUCCAUGUAUAUGUGGCCUUAAGUAUUUUAUAAACAAUUGUAACAGUGGUAUUUCAUUACCUCAUAUUGCAAGCUGCUCUUAAAACGUUCUAAUAAAAUGGCAUCAUGUCAAAAUAAAACACA
Seriola aureovittata is the source of this 2345-nucleotide messenger RNA. RefSeq names its product interferon stimulated exonuclease gene (gene isg20). The transcript has 4 exons. Gene Ontology annotation, cellular component: nucleus. NCBI's taxonomy places the organism in Eukaryota, Metazoa, Chordata, Actinopteri, Carangiformes, Carangidae. Gene Ontology annotation, molecular function: 3'-5'-RNA exonuclease activity; nucleic acid binding. The coding region runs from base 634 to 1692 and encodes 352 amino acids. The record is from RefSeq and is a predicted model, not a curated record.